This is a messenger RNA of Sphaeramia orbicularis (orbiculate cardinalfish), 2790 nucleotides long. It is a transcript of the gene ssbp2a, whose product is annotated as single stranded DNA binding protein 2a. The record is from RefSeq and is a predicted model, not a curated record. The transcript is spliced from 17 exons. Gene Ontology annotation, molecular function: single-stranded DNA binding; protein binding. Lineage: Eukaryota; Metazoa; Chordata; Actinopteri; Kurtiformes; Apogonidae. Gene Ontology annotation, biological process: positive regulation of transcription by RNA polymerase II. Gene Ontology annotation, cellular component: nucleus. The coding region runs from base 1 to 1080 and encodes 359 amino acids.
AUGUACGCCAAAGGCAAGAGUAGCAACGUGCCGUCCGACAGCCAAGCCAGAGAAAAGUUAGCUCUGUAUGUGUACGAGUACCUGCUGCAUGUAGGCGCACAGAAGUCAGCACAGACCUUUCUUUCAGAGAUCCGAUGGGAGAAGAACAUCACAUUAGGAGAACCUCCGGGGUUCCUCCACUCAUGGUGGUGUGUUUUUUGGGACCUGUACUGUGCAGCUCCAGAGAGAAGAGACACAUGUGAACACUCGAGUGAGGCCAAGGCUUUCCAUGACUAUAGCGCUGCAGCAGCUCCCAGUCCUGUCCUUGGGAACCUUCCCCCAGGAGAAGGCAUGCCAGUGGGGCCCGUCCCUCCAGGAUUCUUUCAGCCAUUUAUGUCACCCCGAUACCCCGGAGGACCCAGACCACCCCUCAGAUUACCCAGUCAGGGACUGGGGGGUGUCCCAGGGAGUCAGCCCAUGUUACCCAGUGGAAUGGACCCCACACGGCAGCAAGGACAUCCGAAUAUGGGAGGACCGAUGCAGAGGAUGACCCCCCCCAGAGGCAUGGUACCUCUAGGGCCUCAGAACUACGGAGGUGGGAUGAGACCACCGCUGAAUGCUCUGGUUGGUCCUGGGAUGCCUGGUAUGAACAUGGGACCUGGUGGGGGCAGACCCUGGCCAAAUCCUCCAAACGCUAAUUCUACCCCUUACUCUUCAGCAUCUCCCGGCAGUUAUGUGGGACCGCCAGGGGGAGGGGGCCCACCUGGGACACCAAUAAUGCCUAGUCCAGCAGAUUCAACCAACUCUGGCGACAACAUGUACACUAUGAUAAACACAGUUCCUCCAGGCGGAAACCGACCGAGCUUCCCGAUGGGUGCAGGUGGUGAUGGUCCAUUGGGUGGCAUGGCGGGAAUGGAGUCUCAUCACUUGAACGGAUCAUUAGGGUCUGGUGAUAUGGACAGUCUGCCUAAGAACUCUCCUGGUAACCUAAGUAUGAGUAACCAGCCGGGAACCCCCAGAGAGGAUGGAGAGAUGGGAGGAAACUUCCUUAACCCUUUUCAGAAUGAAAGUUAUUCUCCAAACAUGACGAUGAGUGUGUGAAGGCAGUGGGAGCAGUUCGGUCGUUCUCCCAGUUACGCUGGUGUGGAUCGGUGAAAACGUAAAGAGACAUGAUGUGAUUUCAUCUAGGCCAGUGACUUUUGGUCUGCCGCCGCCUGUCCAGCUGGCACAGUCGCCCCAGGCUUCGUCUUUCUUCUAACCCUCAACUCUCCAUGGUUUCUGUCCAUGUCUCUUCGCCGGUUAUUUCUUCUGUCUUAAGUAGUGACGGCUACGUUCAUCAGUUCUUCCUCUGCAACUGAGACUGUACAAAGGAACUAAAUUUAACCAACCGGAGGGGAGCUCUUUGUAUAUUUGCGUGUAUGUGACUGUAGACACAAUCAGUCACAGGCAUUUUUCAUCAUAUUAUGGAGUUUAUCCCCACACAGACAAGGCCAGUAUCCUUACUCUACUAAAUGUUAAAUUAUCAAAUAAAUAUGGACACUUUUUGAUUCAUUGUUUGUUAUAUUAAGACUGACUGGACAUCAUACUGUACGGAGCAUCACUUCAUCCAUAUUAAAGAAGAGAUCUGAGGUUUAUUAUUAAAGUUUGGGCAGCUUAAACAUCUGUCAUAGUGUUGAACUUUUAGGACAACCACUGACAUGUCUUAUAUUUUAACUUAUGGUUCAGAGAAUCACAUUUUUAUCACUUUUGCAAUACCCUGUAAGGCACAGAUUUAGGUCAGCUCUGUGUUUAGACUUCCUGAAUAUUUUACACAGCUUCCUCAGCACCACCUGGUUGAUUUUGUAUCUAGAUUUUCUAAGUCUUAUGGAACAGUUCAAGACAAAACUGUUUUGUUCAAGGCUUAAAUCCAACUUGAUUAGAAUAUACCCUAAGUUACACAUCUAGAGAAAGUGGUAAGAAACUGGUUUUGUACAAAGGUUAAAACCCUCUGUUACGAAGACACGAUAAAUGAUGCAUCUGUCUGUAUCAACCAAUAACUUUUGCUGUGAUCCUAUAUUAACUUCAGACUAUUUUGUGAAGGUUCAGUUGAUUGUACAAGUUGAGGAGAGCCAAAGGUAAUGGAGUUUUCUUACUUGACUGUAUUAUGUAAUAAGAGGGACUCUAAAGCUGAUUUGCAUUUUUAACCUGGGUCCAAAUAAUUUGCCAGAUUUUUUUUUUUUUUUUUUUUUCUACCGUUCACAUUCUCCGAAGAUAAAUAGACCAAAAGAUUCCUAAACUAUAAGACAGAAGUUACAAAUGUCACCCGAAUAAACUGUGAUCUCAGUGCGAUAUGGAAAUUCGGUACAGAAAAAAACUAAGUUAAAGAUCGAAGUUUGUUUUUAAUCAAUGUUUUCAACUUUUUCACUGCCCAAGAUGUUCUAUCAUCAUGUACAAAAGGUUGAUAUCUCCUCCCUUACUGCAAAAUGUACAGCUCACAAAUGUAGCUCCUUUGUCUUGUAUGUGUAUUUGAUAUUAUUAUUUAAAGAAAAACCUGGAGAGAAUUCUAUGAAAAAGGAGAGAUGGACUGAUGAUGCGUCAUCACAAAUAAUAAAAGCAGAUAUUUUGGUUUUGUUUUAGUUUGAAGCCAUAAGUGGGAGUACAAGAAGACACAUUUGUAAAUUGGAUCAUGUUUUCUGUUUUGUGGCAGUAUGUGGGACUCCAUUUGUGAUGUGUUCAUUUGCUCUUUUUUAUUCUUGUAUUAUGUUUUUGUAAAUACACAGAGAAGUAUUUCAUGGGUUUUGAAUAUGCUGGUAUAAAGCUUCUCUUCCCUUA